Messenger RNA from Hippopotamus amphibius kiboko, 3043 nucleotides. RefSeq names its product EF-hand and coiled-coil domain containing 1 (gene EFCC1). The transcript is spliced from 8 exons. Gene Ontology annotation, molecular function: calcium ion binding. The record is from RefSeq and is a predicted model, not a curated record. NCBI's taxonomy places the organism in Eukaryota, Metazoa, Chordata, Mammalia, Artiodactyla, Hippopotamidae. The coding region runs from base 23 to 1825 and encodes 600 amino acids.
CGGCCCGGGCGCGGAGACCAGCAUGGAAGGCGCGGCGGGCGACCCGUACCAGCGGCCGGCGCGGCGCACGCAGUGGCUGCUGAGCGCCCUGGCGCACCACUACGGGCUGGACCGCGGCGUGGAGAACGAGAUCGUGGUGCUGGCCACCGGCCUGGACCAGUAUCUGCAGGAGGUCUUCCACCACUUGGACUGCCGAGGCGCUGGCCGCCUGCCGCGCGCCGACUUCCGCGCGCUCUGCGCGGUGCUGGGGCUGCGCGCCGAGGAGGCCGCCGCCGCCGCUGGGGAGGCCGCCGGGGAUACGGCCGCCGAAGACACGAACUCCGGGGGUGGGAUCGCUGGGGACACGGCCGCCGGGGUGGCCGCCAACGGCGACGCGGACGUGGAGGAGGAGGCGCGCCUGGCGCUGCGCGCGGAACCGCCCGAGCUCACCUUCCGCCAGUUCCACGCGCGCCUGUGCGGCUACUUCGGCGCCCGCGCCGGGCCGCGCCUGCCCCGCGGUGCCCUCAGCGAGCACAUCGAGACGCAGAUCCGCCUGCGCCGCCCGCGCCGCCGCCGCCGCGCCGCCCGCACGCCCGGCCUCGACGGCGGCCCCGACGGCGGCCCGGACAGCGAGCGCCUGGCGCGACUGGAGGAAGAAAACAGCAGCCUGCGCGAGCUGGUGGAGGACCUGCGGGCCGCGCUGCAGAGCAGUGACGCGCGCUGCCUAGCGCUGCAGGUCGGCCUCUGGAAGAGCCAGGCGGGCACCCGGGAGGCGGCGCGCGGCGGGCCCGAGGCGGCGGCGCGGGAGCUGCGGCAGGCGCGGGGCGCGCUGGCGGCGGCCGAGGCGCGCGCGGGGCGGCUGCGCUGGGGCCAGGCCGAGGUGCGGCGGCGCGCGGAGGAGGCCCGGCGGGCCGUGCUGCGCAGCCUGGGCCGCGUGCGCGAGCUCGAGGCGCUGGCGCGCCAGGUGCCGGGCCUGCAGCGCUGCGUGCGGCGGCUGGAGGGCGAGCUGCAGCGCUACAGGUCAGAGGGCACCCAGCGCCCAGCCUCCCCACGAGCCGGCCCGGAGCCAGAAGCCAGGAGGGGUGGAGCGGAGGAUGGAGGGACCAGAGGUCCAGCCCCGCCACCAGAGGGAGCCUGGGGGCCCGACAGCAGCUCGGGGAGCAGAUCCCUGGAUGAAGCCCCUGCUUCCCCAGCGGUGGACGAGCAGCUCUUCCGCUCGGUCGAGGGCCAGGCUGCCUCUGACGAGGAGGAAGACGAGAAGUGGCGGGAGGACGAGAGGCCACCGGCCGAGGUCAAGGCCCUGCUGGCCGGCCUCUCCAGCUGCCGGCGUGGGUGUGAUGAGCAGACCGCCAAGGAGCUCGUAACUUACUUCAGUCACUUCAGCAGCACCGACCACGCCCGAGCCCUGGGGGAGCUGGAGGCCCGCGUCGCCAUGCUGGUGGAGCAGCUGGGGACCCACGGCUGCGCUGGGAAGACCCUGGGGACACCUGGGGAGGAGGCAGAGCUGCAGCGGAAGGCGGACGAGAACGAGCGCCUGAGGCUGGAGCUGCAGAUGGUGGAGACGGAGAGGGUGCGGCUGUCCCUGCUGGAGGAGAAGCUGGAGGACGUGCUGCUGCUGCUGCAGAGGCUCCGGGACCUGAACAUAUCAAAAAGAGCCCUGGGGAGGACGGUGCUGAGCACGCUGGAUGCCUGCAGGGACCCCGCACACGACGGGACGUCUGGCCCCUCGGCCAUGCUGGAUGCCCUGCACCGAGCUUUGGCUGGCUGUGAGCUCCUGCGCAGAGAGCCCUCGGCACCAGCCUCUGCAGCUCCUGCAGUCACCAACUCCCUCCUUGUUUCCUGCUGAUGUUGCUGGCCCAGCCUGUGGGCCUCCUGGGCAGCCUGGCCACCAUCACUUCCUCAGAACCCUGGAGGCGCCGGCUCCUUCUGAGACUGGUCCAAGCUCAGAGCCCAGCAGCCAUCCCUAUCUUGGGCUCCUCCCAGAUUCCUUUGCAGUCCCUGCAUUCCUGCUGCCAGUGUCCACAUUUCCCUACGGUUGCUGGAUCAACCUGUACCUGCUGCUGCAUCCCUUUUCUGCCCGGUCCAGUCCAGACUCCCUUCCCUGGCUCCCAGGAUCUCUUCCCUUCCCAGCACUGUCCCCUUCUGCCCUGCAGCAGGCCUCUACGCCCCCUGGUCCACUGGGGAAACUACCGAUGCCCCAGGAAUUGCUGAAGGCCAGCUAGGGCUGGGGGAACUCCAAGGGGGGCAGAGUGAUCACUGCAGGCUUCCUGGUGGAGGUGGCCUUGAACUAGCUCUAGAAGAGGGACGGAAUUUAGACAGGCAGAGAGGAGGGAAGGGCAUUUAAUGUGAGGUAACGGUGAGAGCAAAAGUGUGGAGCCAGAAAGGGCCCCCAUGAGUACAGACCCCAGAGCCCCUCUUCCCUGAGCACACAGUAGGUACGGGCCUCAUGGGGUCACAGGAAAGAGGAGGACAAGCUGCCUGGUCUCAUCUACCUUAAACCCUUGUAGGGGAGAAAGACACGUUGGCAUGCAGUGCACUGCGGGUGAAAUGUGGGCUACACUGAGGGAAGAGAGGUGCCGAGAGGCCAGCUGAGAGGGACCAGUCCAAGCCGAGGAGGAGGAAGCACUGCAGAGAGGGCAGGACGAGGGCAGGCGCCUGGCGGGGAUAGGGCAGGUCAGGGGGGCUUGAUGGCAGACCAGGACUCCAUCCCCCAGGCAGUGGGGGCCACGGGAGGGGGGAGACAGGAGGCUGCAGGACUGUGGGAGCAAAGAGUCACCAGAGGGUUGGAGCAGAGCCAUGGGGACACAGAAGGGGAGCCGUGGGGGAGGGAGAUCGGGGGCCCCGGGACCAGCAGGCACUCCUGGGCAGGGCCCACAGGGAAAGCUGGAGGACAGCGCCUGGCCUCGUGCCUGGCCACAGGAAUCCACACAUGUGUUAAGAUUCAUGGAACUGGAUGUUCCUCUCCAAAAAGUCAACUUCACUGCAUGUUAAUAAAACAUGAAAGGGACCAGAGGAAAUAUUCCUGAAGCACCCCUGCUCUGGCCGCCUGGAACCUGUGACAGCA